GAAACCAACCCAAAAGUUUGAGAAACACCAGAGGAGAAACCAAGAUGGGCUGGAGUGGGCAUCAGGAAGGCCAAAGGGUCUCAGGUCCGUCCUUCAGCCAAUGGUCUGACUCUGAAAUUAGGAUCUUCCUGAUGGAGUGGGAAGUUGUGGAACAGGAAAUGGGCCACCCAGGCAGGAAGAUCCACAAGAAGACAAGGGCUCUUUGCCAGCGACUCUACCAAAGGGGUCUGAAGAAGAACUGGCAGAGCUGUUUCAACCUACUUGUGAGUCUGCAGAAUCUGCACAGGAUCCUGUGUAGUGAGAGACCCCUAAUAGAAAUGGUAUUUUCUUCUCUUGUGGAGGCCCAGUACAGGGUCCUGGGCCACAGACUCCAGGGAAGCCGCCUCCCAGAACGUCUCUGUGAUUGGGUUGGUAUACACCUCAUUUCAAGGGACCUUCAAUCACCAAUGGCACUGCCAUCUCCCAUGUACCAGCCUUGGGAUUAUGGCAUCUCUGUACCUUCUGGAGAGCCUGAAGUGAACUCAUCACCCAUGAUACUCAGGGAGGAGUCACUGGUUCCCAGAUGGGAUCCUUGGAACCCCUCGUAUCCAUUGACAGUUCCACACCUAUUUCCUGCCUUUUUCCCCGGAGAUGCAAACCCUCACCAGCUGUGUUCAGCUUCUGAUGAGAACCAAGGUCCUCAAUGAAGACAAGUGGAGAGUCUUGUGUUUUCUCUAAGAACAUUGGAAUCUUGUAGUGUUGUGGGUAUAUGCCUUUUCCCCUACCGAAUAAGAAGAAAAAUGUGAAAUGAAAUAAAGGUCUAUAAAGUAA
Messenger RNA from Mesocricetus auratus (golden hamster), 810 nucleotides. RefSeq lists its product as uncharacterized. The record is from RefSeq and is a predicted model, not a curated record. Bases 45 to 686 code for a protein of 213 amino acids. The transcript has 3 exons. Lineage: Eukaryota; Metazoa; Chordata; Mammalia; Rodentia; Cricetidae.